UUAAAUUUCUAUCGCUCUCUAUUGAUUUUUCGCCUACCCACGUUCGCUUUCCCUUCUCUUUCGGAUAGAACACCUGAAGUAAAAAAAAAAAAAACAUCUCCUUUCGUUGGCUUUUGAAAUUUCCCGCUCUGCUCUUCGAAGAUACUCCGACUGUUCGUCUGUCGUCGGUCCUCUAGUGCAUUUCGUCGCUUCUCCUUUCCGAACCUAAGAAUCAACUUUGAGCGUGUUCUCUUAUUUCAGUGAGUUUUAUCUGUAACCCAUUUUCAAUAUAUUUGCAGGAAUUUGUUCCUUUUUCUUCAGGCUUCAAUCAUGACAUCGACUUCGACAUCGACCGACGGACCCUUGUACAAGAUUAAUCCUUCCCAUCAUUUUUAUUCCCUAGUAAGUUGUUUGUCUCAUUUGGAAAAGACAACACAUAAUAUUAAGGCCAAACUCAAACCCGAUCAAUUAGCCUUAUUUAGGAAAACAAAGUUUGGGCACUUUUUGGACCUAAAUAUUGUCUUUAAUGGGCCACUCAUCCACUACUUACUGUUAAGGGAGGUGGAAGAUGAAGGAAAGGAUUCUAUAAGUUUCUUACUAGGGGGCGUUGUUUGUACUUUCGGUAGGAGAGAGUUUAACAUCAUAACUGGACUAUGGGGUCCUAAAGAGGACUAUAUUCAGUUUGUUGGGAAUAGUCGACUGUUGGAGAAGUUUUUCAAAGACAAGGAGUGUGUUUAUGUUAGCGACUUAGAGGAUAUAUUUUUGGAAUACGAGGGUGAUGACGAUGAUAUUGUGAAAUUAGCUUUAGUCUACUUUAUAGAGAUAUCUUUGUUGGGAAAAGAUAGGCGAACCAAAGUGGACAUUGGUUUUUUCAAGAUUGCUGAUGAUUGGAAUACAUUUAAUAAUUAUGAUUGGGGUCGGAUUGUUUUUGUAGGCACGCUAAGUGCCUUGAAAGGAGCCUUGGACAAGCAAUAUGCCAAGGGAAAGAAGAAAUCAACACAGACAAAAAAAUAUACUAUCAAUGGAUUUCCGCAUGCAUUACAGGUUUGGGCAUAUGAGUCUAUACCAACCAUCAUUGGAUGUGGUGUAGAUAAAGUAAACGAUCAUGCCAUACCACGAAUGCUGAGGUGGGUGUGCCAACAAUCACCAAAGUCCCAAACUAUAAGCCAGGUGUUUGACUCGCCAAUAUUUAUAAUUAAGGCGGUCAUUGAGAUGACACCUGAAGAGGAGCAGUUGAAAAUUGCUUCAGGUGAACUUUUUGAAAACUUCCGCUCAUCUACCAUUAUUCAGUCGAAGAAUGGUGGUUCAAAAAGAGUAAGAGAAGUUGUUAAUGAUGAAGAUGACUUCAAAAAGAGUAAGAAACAGAAGUCCAAGAUUAAGAUGAAAAAGGCUAUUCGGAAUCUCCAAGAUCGAGUAGCGGUUGUUGAAGGGCAACUUAAUAGUAUAAAAUCAGAUAUUGACGAAUUGAAGGGCAUGAUGUCAACCAUAUUGAAGCACAUUGGACUUCAAAGAAAGGGUGACGAAGGGGACCACAAGGUGUCCGAAGGCUUAGUAGAUCAUACAUUAGAAAGUAAAGAAGUGGAUAAUGCUAAGACCGAAGAUGUUGACACAGGCGGUACCCCUAAUUGGUUGAGGAUGCCAAAGGAGGAUGAACACAUUGAAGUUAAAAAGAAGGGCCACUAAGAUGUGUUGGAGAAGAAGGUUGAUACUGGUUUAGAGGAGCCAAUAGAUGUCGUUGACGAUGAGGACGUCACAGAGAUAGAACCAUUUCUCACUCAACGACCACACGUUCGGUCCGCCCGUAGGAAGCGUGCAAGUGUUUACCUAUCAACCCCAUUCACAACUCUACCUAAACGGUCUGUGACAUCAACCACCAGCACCUCUCAGUAUGAACCAAUUGUUUAUGAUCCUAUGCACAAAAUACUUGACGUCCAUUUAGAUAGACUUCGAGCUUGGAUUACAGUCAAGCGUACAGACGAUGAGCUGCGUGAAACCUUUCAUGGGAAAAAAUCGAAGGCUUUUUUCAGAGACUUGUUUAUGUGUCGCCGGUGGUUGGCAGAUGAGCAUUUGGAUGCACUUUUUCUUUUCAUUCGCUUGAAGAUUAAGGCAGUCGGGAUACCUUCUUCUCAGAACUUCACAACUGCAGACACAAUCUUUAUGCACAUUUUAGUUUCGAAGUGGCCCCUAUACAAAGAAUGUAUUAAAGAGAAUCGCCCGUUUGACUGGGACGAAGAGUAUAGGUUGGUUGACUAUGUUGUCGGGUCAAAAGAGGACUUCCAAGAUCCUUGGGCAAGUGUUGAUUACGUUUACUCUCCAUUCAAUGUCCGUGGCAACCAUUGAGUUCUAUUAUGCUUGGAUUUGGUAAGUUGUCAAGUGAAGGUAUGGGAUUCGCUUCCGUCACUUACAACUGCCGAAGAGAUGACAAACAUAUUACUGCCCAUUCGACAGUUGGUGCCAAAGUUGUUAGAUAGUACUGGCUUCUUUGAUAGGAGAGGUAGAUCAUCGACAUACAAGGAACCUUGGCCAGUUGUCAUUGUUGACUCAAUUCCACUUCAACGAAAUAAUAGUAAUUGUGGCGUAUUCACAAUUAAGUAUUUUGAGUACAUAGCUGUUGGUGUUGGUUUAGAUACAUUAUGUCAAGAAAACAUGUCCUACUUUAGAAAACAAUUAGCAUUUCAAUUAUGGACCAACACUCCUAUGUAUUGAAAUAUUUACAUAAAUCACAAGUAUCAAUUGGCUGUUCGAUUAUUGUC
Messenger RNA from Cucumis melo (muskmelon), 2732 nucleotides. RefSeq lists its product as uncharacterized. The record is from RefSeq and is a predicted model, not a curated record. NCBI's taxonomy places the organism in Eukaryota, Viridiplantae, Streptophyta, Magnoliopsida, Cucurbitales, Cucurbitaceae. The transcript has 7 exons. Bases 310 to 1662 code for a protein of 450 amino acids.